AUGAAGCUGCAUAAUGAUCUUAUGGAACGAUACAUGCAGUCAGCUCUAAAGAAGUACAACUCUGAACAAAACCUUGAUGAGGAUUUGGGUUUUGAGUUUGUGAAAGCAAUAAAAGAAAGCUUCAUUGUUGAAGGAGCGGUCAAUUUUUAUCGGCAUUUUAACUUCACAGCUAUGCAACGUAGUGCCAUUCACUUGUUUUUUGCUGAAGUAAUCCCGGAUGGAGAGAGUUGUGAUGUGUCUUGCUGCAGACUUCUACAAGAUAAUCACAAUGGAAGAUGCCUUGGUUGUAAAAAUCAAGGUGACCCUGACUUAAGGCAUCCAGCUUCCGACAGUGUCUACGCUGGAGGACAUGACGAUAGCACAUUCCCAUUUCUUAUUGACAGUGAUAGUGAGGAUGACAGUGAUUGA
Panicum hallii is the source of this 408-nucleotide messenger RNA. RefSeq lists its product as uncharacterized. NCBI's taxonomy places the organism in Eukaryota, Viridiplantae, Streptophyta, Magnoliopsida, Poales, Poaceae. Bases 1 to 408 code for a protein of 135 amino acids. The transcript is spliced from 4 exons. The record is from RefSeq and is a predicted model, not a curated record.